Daldinia caldariorum is the source of this 1116-nucleotide messenger RNA. RefSeq names its product RF-1 domain-containing protein. The record is from RefSeq and is a predicted model, not a curated record. Gene Ontology annotation, biological process: translational termination. The coding region runs from base 182 to 817 and encodes 211 amino acids. NCBI's taxonomy places the organism in Eukaryota, Fungi, Ascomycota, Sordariomycetes, Xylariales, Hypoxylaceae. Gene Ontology annotation, cellular component: mitochondrion. The transcript is spliced from 2 exons. Gene Ontology annotation, molecular function: translation release factor activity.
GUUAGUGACGUCGCGGCACGAGUCUGGCAGCUUCAGUAAUAGGUAUUGAUACCGCGAAGAAAUACAGACUUGACAUUGAAAACACUUGCAAAGGAGAAGCUCAAAUAAUUAAGUACCGUGUAUAUCUCAUCAAUGCCAUAGAGGAAAGACAAUAUCAAAGAAAAUAAGAAAAAGAACAAUCAUGCCGACGCUACUUCAGCGGCUACGACCGCUCGGCGGCUGCUACUCCCACAUCCCCUCCUCCAUCGGUCGACGAUCCCGUAACCCUCUUUUCCCUCCUUCUCCUGCUCCGACCGCCCCGCCGUCCCGUCCGUCCAGCUUCUCCGCCUCCCCGGCCCUCUUCAAAAACACAAACCUGCCACCGCGUCCCAAGCCGCCUCCCGAGGACGAAAUCGAGGAGUCCUUCCUGAAGGGCAGCGGGCCCGGCGGCCAGAAGAUUAACAAAACCAACUCGGCCGUCCAGCUGAAGCACCUGCCGACAGGCAUCGUGGUCAAGUCGCAGGCGACGCGGUCGCGCACGCAGAACCGCGCCAUCGCCCGGCAGUUGCUAGCGGACAAGCUGGACCAGCUGGCGCGCGGGGACGAGAGCCGGGCCGCCGUCGUCGGCGAGUUCCACCGCAAGAAGAAGGCCAGCUCGGCCAAGAAGAGCCGCCGGAAGUACCGCAAGCUGGAGAAGGAGAAGGAGGAGGAGAAGGAGAAGGAGAAGGAGGAGGAGAUGGAGGACUACUUCGACAUCUACCCCGACUCCGCACGACUUAGAGAGAUAAAAGAGAGACGUCUAAGAAGAGAGAGAGAGAUAGACCAUAGGUCAAAAUAACGACAAAAAAUAAGAAUGAAAUUAAAAACGUACAUUAAAAAGAGGAAGACAGUAGUAGAUAAGCUCGUUUGGACACGCGUUACAACGUGAGUUGUUUAAGAGUAUUUUUUUUCUCUCAAAACUACUAUUUUAUUCCGUAAUACCGCCCCCUGGGGGCAUUAUGAUAGCCAUUAUAAAUCAGUAUAAUCCGCACUGGUCUGUUUAUUACACGAGCAGGUCCACGCACUGUUAAAAGAACUAGUUUCUACUGAAUCAUUACGUAGUAGCUUUUUACAUGCUUGUGGUUCACAAGUUUCACG